AAAUAGAGGCUAGGCCCAUUAGUUAUUCUCUUUCUUAUUAUACAAGUUAUGAGUUAAUAAACUAAGGCCCACUAUCAAUUUCUCUCCCAAUUCUUAAUAAACCAAGGCCCAUGAAUGAUAACCCAUGACCAUCUAAGAAGCCCUUCAGCCCUUCACUGCUUCACAAUAACCUCAUUCACCUUGGCUUUUGAAUGUUCGAGAGACUUUUCCACAAUAGCUUGCUUUUGCCGUGUGCCCGUGUGAGAUUCCAUUCCACCUCCACCCUCUAGUGCGGCUGCUCAUCCUAAUUCCUAUGCUCCUUGGCUUUUGCUCUUUGGCCUUCUAUUUCUUGAGAUUUUCCUGCCUGUGAAUCCCCUUCUUCCUUUCCUUCAAUAGAUUGGUCUUCCCGCUUAAAUCAGUACAAGAUUCCCGUCCUCGCUUCUUCCGUAGGUGGGCGCUUUCCUUCCUCUAGUUCGAGAGUUGCAGGAGCAAGAAAGGGGCUUCCAUUAGCAUUAGUAGUUUUAGUUGGCACUCAUCCCGCUCUUGCUUAGAAUUUAGUCAUAUUGAUGAGCGUGUAACGUCCUUUAUUGCUCAUAUUUGCUCACAGUGAAGUGGCCGACAAAGAUAUCAUCCCCUUGUAAAAAGGUUAUAAACGUAAUGGCCCAUCAUCAACCACCACCUAAAAGAGGGAAAACUCUAUUUUCCUUCUUUAAAAAGAAAGAUGGUAUUCCUGAUGAUCAACAAAAUGCAGCAGCACAAACUUCAAUUCCUAAUUUGCGCACUUCUGAAACUGUUGUGGUUGAAAGUUCAAUUCCUAAUGUGCACACUAUAGACACGACUUCUUUUCAACGAGAUCCAGGCUUACGUAUCCCAAUUAAUGAUUAUCCAGUUAAUCAACGAGAUGAGAUUAGACGUAAAUAUCUAAAUGCAGGGCCUUUUCAACCAAAUCUUUCUGAGUAUCCUGGGACAGAAGUUGGGGCCCAGCAUCGCCGAUUUCAGUAUGCUUGGUACAAACAAUUUCCAUGGUUGGAGUAUUCUCAUUCUAAGGAUAAAGCAUAUUGUUUUCCGUGUUUCAUUAUUGAGACUAAAAGUAGUUCUGCUUUAGUUAAUGAAGGGUUCAACAAUUGGAAGAGAGUUAACAACGGAGAGAAAUGUGUAUUUCUUGUUCAUGUUGGAAACGUAUCUUCAUCACAUAACAAUUGUGUGAGAUGUGUCCAGGAUUUGAUGAAACCAACCCAACAUAUUGACAAGGUAAUGAAUGCACAAUCAAAGGAGGAUGUCAUGAAGAAUAGGUUGCGCUUGAAGACAACAAUUCAGAGUAUUCGUUGGCUUGCAUUUCAGGGAUGUGCUUUUAGAGGCCAUGAUGAAUCCCCUCAUUCAUUAAAUCGAGGGAAUUUUAUUGAAAUGGUAAAGAUGAUGGCUACUUUAAAUGAGGAUAUUGCAAAGGUGGUAUUGGAGAAUGCCCCUCAAAAUGCAACAUAUACAAGUCCAAAAAUACAAAAGGAAAUCUUGCACCUUCUUGCUAACAAAGUGAGAAUGGUGAUUCGUGAGGAAAUUGGGGAUGCAAGUUAUUGUAUUCUUGUUGAUGAAGCGCAAGAUGCUGCUAAAAGAGAGCAAAUGGCAAUUGUGUUAAGAUUUGUCAAUCGCGCGGGCAUUCUAAUUGAGCGCUUUUUUGAUAUUGUUGGUGUUAGUGAUACUGCAGCAAUUACUCUGAAAAAUGAAAUCUCCGUUAUUCUUACAAGGUACAAUCUCCAAGUUCAAAUGAUGCGUGGUCAAGGGUAUGAUGGUGCUAGCAAUAUGCGGGGUGCUUGGAAUGGACUUCAAGCAUUGUUUCUCAAAGAUUGUCCAUAUGCAUAUUAUGUUCAUUGUUUUGCCCAUCGACUGCAACUAGCAUUAGUGGCAGCAGCUAAGGAGAUGCCUUGCAUUUGGCAAUUCUUUUCACAUUUGACUUCCGUUGUUAAUCUUGUGGGUUCUUCUCCUAAACGCAUUAGUGAGUUACAAUCUACUCAACGGGAUGAGAUUACUCUCAUGUUGGCUACUGGAGAAAGACAGUCUGGUAGAGGAGCUAAUCAAAUGAGUGCACUUCAUCGAGCUGGAGCCACUCGUUGGAGCUCUCACUAUGACUCUGUUAGGAGCUUGAUAGAAAUGUAUGGUGCAUCAUGUAAAGUUCUUGAACAUCUCAGUAACGAUGGGGCAAUUGGAUCUAUACGUGGGGAAGCUAGUGGUGUUUGUGCUGCAAUUAUGACCUUUGAGUUCAUAUUUCUCUUGCAUUUGAUUGAUAAAAUCAUGGGAAUCACAGAUUUACUUUGCCAAGCUCUACAACGUAAAUCCUUGGAUAUCUUGAAUGCUUUGAGAUUAGUUUCAACAACGAAAGCUCUCCUUUCCAGAUUUAGACAAGAUGAGUGGGAUACAUUUUUUGAGAAAGUGAAGUUAUUUUGUACCAAACAUGACAUUGAUAUUCCUGAUAUGGGUGGUCGUUAUAGAGUGCGUCGUUCAUGUCAACGACAAGAUCCUAUUACAAUCGAACACCAUUAUCACUUUGAUGUCUUCAAUGAGGUAAUUGAUUUUCAGUUGAUGGAGUUAAAUAGUAGAUUCAACGAGAAAUCAGUGGAACUUCUUACUCUAAGCUCUGCUUUGGAUCCGAGUGAUUCCUUCAAAGCAUUUAAAAUUGACGACAUAUGCAAUCUUGCAAGCAAAUUUUAUACUCAAGAUUUCAGUUCACAAGAAAUCCAUGCUUUGAGAUGUGAGUUGGAGCAUUAUCAGUAUGAUGUAAUACUUGAUCCUGAGUUUCAAAGAGUUUCUACACUUUCUGAAUUAUGUCACAACUUAGUUACGUCAAGAAAGUCACAUAACUAUUAUCUGACUGAGAGAUUGAUUCGUCUAGUAUUAACUCUUCCUGUUUCGACGGCGACUACAGAACGGGCAUUUUCAGCCAUGAAGCAUGUUAAGACAGCUCUCCGUAACAAAAUGGAUGACGAAUUUCUUGCAGAUUGCAUGGUUCUUUACAUUGAACGAGAACUUGCUGAGAAAGUCAAUUUAGAUUCUGUAAUAGAUGAUUUUUAUUCCUUGAAGUCUCGUCGGGCACAACUUCAAUAGAUAUUAUCUCAUAUUGUGUAAGGUAUUUUGUUUCAUCAACUUUAAUUGUGUAUUUAUGCUAAUGUUUUACGGUUA
Messenger RNA from Tripterygium wilfordii, 3150 nucleotides. Its product is annotated as zinc finger MYM-type protein 1-like. NCBI's taxonomy places the organism in Eukaryota, Viridiplantae, Streptophyta, Magnoliopsida, Celastrales, Celastraceae. Bases 637 to 3075 code for a protein of 812 amino acids. Gene Ontology annotation, molecular function: protein dimerization activity. The transcript has 4 exons. The record is from RefSeq and is a predicted model, not a curated record.